Molecule: messenger RNA, 4412 nt
Organism: Ahaetulla prasina
Lineage: Eukaryota; Metazoa; Chordata; Lepidosauria; Squamata; Colubridae
Gene: C8H2orf81
Product: chromosome 8 C2orf81 homolog
Exons: 3
Coding region: 14-1417 (467 amino acids)
Source: RefSeq, a predicted model, not a curated record
GCGGGGCUCCGGGAUGGCGUCCCGCGACCGCGUGGCCCAGGCCAAGUCCCGCGCGGAACGGUCCCGGCCGCCCACGGUGCCGGUGCCGCAGGUGGAGAUCGUGCCGGGGCGGCUGUCGGAGGGCGAAUGGCUGUCGCUGCUGGCCUUCGAGGAGGCGGAGGACGUGGCGGGCGACGUGCUGGCGGCGCUGCUGGACCUGGCGCUGGGCGAGUGCUACAAGGUCUACCUGGCCCGGCAGUGCGUGCCCUACGUGAUCGCCCAGGCGCGGGAGGCGAUGCUGCAGAUCGUGGAGUGGCGCUUCCUGGUGCGGGACGCGGGCGAGAGCGACGUGGCUGCGGACCCGGCCUGGCAGGAGGACGAGGAGCCGUCCGCCGCCGUCCCCGACUCCUGGGCCCAGGGCUCCGUGCCGGUGCUGCAGACCGUGCCAAGCCCGGAGUGGGAGGUUCCUGCAGUCAAAGUGCCGGAGGAGGAAGCGCCUGCCCUCGGGGAGCUGCCAGGCGAGGAAACCACCCAGGCUGAGAUGCCCCUCCAGUGGGGAGAGGAACUGCCCCAGCAACCCUCCCUGCUGGAAGUCAAGCCUCCCAAGCCCCAGACGAGGAGGGGGCUGCCCAAGGGCCGGGCUGCCCAAGGGCCCAUGGCUGCCUUUCCUAGGCUCUCCUUCAAAAGAAGGCCGUCCUGCCAGCCACUCCUGGCAGCCCAGCACUCAGCCGGAUUGGAUGGCAGCGCAAAGAAGGUCUCCGAGAAGGAGCUGCUUUGGCGGAAGUUGCCCCAGGGCCCCCUGGAAGUGAGCUCCCUGCUGGGCAGCGUGCAGCCCCUACUGCCUUCCUCCUGCAGCAACCUCCUCCGCAUCCAGAUGGGCCGGCCCCCCAACAUCAAAGAUGUUUUCUACGACGAGAUGGGCGACGUCAUGCUGGUGCCUCACCUGGAGCCGGCCCGCUUGCCUAAGCGGUGGAUCAAGCCCAUCGUGGAAGUGGUGGACCCCGACACUGAGUCGAGGCGCCAGGAAACCCUGAAGAUGGUCUCGGGCCGCUGCAAGCAGCGCCGUCCCCUGAAUGGCCCCGUCAAGCGGGCACCCAUAGAUCAAAGCAUCCUCCCGGCUCAGGCAGGGCCGGAGGAUCCCAUGAAGGCAGGGCAGAAGGCCCGCCUGGAGCAGGCGGUUUAUUCUCCUCUUCCGCCAGGAAAGACCCUCGAGCCCACCCACUUUGUGUUGGUCAAGCCCACCUUGCUGGUGGAGACGGUUGAUCUCGCCCCAGGAGUGAGCCUCCACCGUCGCGGCAGUGGCUGUCUGAGCACACGCUUGCAGCCUGCAGAAGAUGUCAAGGAGGCGGGUGGGCCCUUUCCCAGCAGGGCCGAAGGGCCCUUCCUUCAGGGGCCACAGCUUCUGCCGCAUUUGUGCCCCAGAGCUGUGCUGGGUUGAGAGUCAGAGUGUUCACCUCGGACACAUCCUGAAAUAAAAUGGAUGUGGCACACUCGCACCUUUGCCUUCUCUAGGAAGCCUUGACUGGCUGAUAAUCAAAGGAAGGGAUUUAGGGGGAGGACUCUCCCACCCACCCACUUGUGCUUCUGUGGUUACCCUGCAGAAGAGGGGUAUUCUGUGUGGAACCACUGUCCCUCCCCCCCACACACUUUGCAUUAGAGGAAUUGGCCAGCACAUAAUUGCACCUCAACUGAAAAAGCACCCCCCCCCCAAGGUGCCUGCUGCCCUUCGAAAGGUCCCCCGACAUUCUCGGUCCUUCGGGGCUGACUGGGCUGCAUAAUCGCAGGGGCCGUGGAAGGGCGCUUCUCCCCUCUUACCUGGGAGGGUGAGAGAGGCAGAGAAGGGCACUGUAAUUUUUAUUGGAAAGACAGUCGAAACAACACUGAAGCUUAGGGGGCCAAGAUGUAGAUGAGGGUGGCCUUGUAUCAGAUUCAGGCCAUCCUACAACAUUUUCUGGCUCUCGUGGCUCUAGGCUUUAAUUUAUUUAUUUAAUAUUUAUGUAUUAAUUAGAUUUCUAUACCGCUCUUCUCCCGAAGGACUCAGGAUGGUUUACAGCCAGGAUAAAACAACAUCAAUAAAAAUUAAAACAAUUUUAAAAAACUGAUUCUAAAAUUUGGCCACAAUAUUUAAAACUAUAUAAAACCCACAUAAAAAUCCCCAUAUUUAAAAAUUGCAUUAGGCCAGACCCGCACGAUGGAACAAAAAGGUUUUAAGUUCGCGUUUAAAGGUCCGGAGGUCAGGGAGUUGACACAACCCUGGUGUCAAGGUUCCAGAAAAACCUCCUCUGCAUAAAAAAACCUCAGAAGCCAUUGUCUUUCAGAGUUCUUUACUAGCAUGAGGAAACUGGCACACGAUGAGUGAAAUUCCAAAACUGAACUUCCGGAUUCUUUUCCCAGUUAUACAAACCCCAAGAGUCCCACCCCCCUGACCCCUUUGAUGGUCACAUGGUCCCCCGUUCUCCCAGUUCAUUCGAAUAUCUUCUCACCAUUCCUCCUGCUGAAGUGAACACCAUCCGACCUUGACCGCUUGAAGAUUGUUACCAUACCCCUCAACCCCCCUUCUUCCCCUCAGGGGAAAAAUGUGGCAGCGUCUGGAACCCUAAAGUCUAGUAUGGUUUCCAGGCCUGACACCUGGAGGGAGCUCAUUCCAAAGAGCCGGAGCCCCCACAGAGAAGGCCCUCCCCCGGGGGUCGCCAGUUGGCAUUGUUUGGCUGACGACACCCUGAGGAGUCCCUCCCUGUGGGAGCGCACAGGUCGGUGGGAGGCUAUUGGUGGCAGUAGGCGGUCUUGUAAAUAACCUGGUCCUAUGCCAUGGAGCGCUUUAAAGGUGAUAACCAACACCUUGAAUUGCACCCGGAAGACCACCGGCAGCCAGUGCAGCUUGCGCAGGAGAGGUGUUACAUGGGAGCAUCGUGUUGCUCCCUCUAUUACCCGUGCAGCCGCAUUCUGGACCAGUUGGAGCCUCCUGGUGCUCUUCACGGGGAGCCCCAUGUAGAGAGCAUUGCAGUAGUCCAGGAGGGAAGUGACAAGGGCAUGAGUGACCGUGCAUAGAGAAUCCCGGUCUAGAAAGGGCGUAUCAGGCGGACCUGAUAAAAAGCUCUCCUGGCGACGGCCAUCAUGUGUUUAAGGGGUGUGUGUGUGUGUUGGGCAGAGGCUAGCCAGUGAGAACGGGGAGCUGAAACCCCAGGAAAUCUAGGUUUUUUUUAGGAAGAGGUGGGGUAGCAGGGAGAACUGCCCUGAUGAACACAGAAAAGUGCCCUUAAAAACUGAUCUCUCUCUCUCCCCACCCCCUCUCCCUCUUUCUCUCAAAGUAGCGGGAUAGGCUUACCCUGGCACCAAGUAAAAGCUAUGCACAAGCCUUUGCUGAAAAUAAUUUUUGGAUAUAAAUAAUGCCCCUCCAGAACAAGAAAAAGAUUACAGGCAAUUGUGUGGCAUUUUGAACAGAAGAGUGUAAUCUCAAGAAAUCCCCCACACUUUCCAGAGGAAUAAAACACUCUCCCCAAAUAUUUAAAACUUGUUCAAUCAGCUGUUCUUAAUUGCCAGGCAUGGGCUCUGGAGUGUUUGGCAAAUACCAAGAUUUUAGAAUAGCUUAUCUUUACCUGCGAUUGAACUACAUUUUGAAUUAACACCUAAAAGAGAAGCUUAAGCCAGCUGUCCCUAUUUACACUUGCAAGUUGUGAGAUAACAAACUUUCUGCCCUAACACCAACUGGACAGUUGUUCCCCUCUUUUGUUGCGGCAGGUGCCCAAUACCUGCCAGAUCCUUCAGCCUCAUCCAUAUGCAACCUCAGCCAUUCUGGGUAUGGAGGGUCAGAGAGCCAUCGAGAAAAUAACCCCUUUGUGAAUGGAUUUCUGGAGGCUGUCCCUGCUAUUUGGGCUCACUGUGGCCAAUUGGGGAAGAAGGACCCUGGUGCUGUUAGUAAGUAAUUGGGAGCCUUUUAUGAAUUACAGGAGGGGUUCGUCCCAGCACCUCCUGUAAUGACCUUGGGCUUCAGUAUCUGAGGUGCAAAUUGGCCAAACAAGCACCUCCUCGUAACAAACAGACCACACAAAGUUUGUUUUAAAUGAGUUGGUGGUUGUGAUAAGAGUAUUUCAACACCCCUGUGCUAUGGUAUCUCACAGGGUGUUUUACUAGAGGAUGGUUGUGUAAGGUUAUUUCACCCAAGGUAAUCAGAAUACAGGUUCAAUAACAAAAGAGGAGGGGAUGCCUAAGCCCACUACUGAUAGGGAUUUCUUAGCUGUGAUCUUCCUGUAUAUUGUGUUAAACUUCUAAUGCAGAAUUUUCAUAAAGUUUGCACAUUAGUAGCGCCAGUGUGUAUCUACAGUGUUUUUUUCCAAGUUGCACACAUCCUAGAUCUAGAAAUAAAAGCAAAUGCAACUCUGAAAUUAGUAAAGGCAACAUAUUGUGCUGACCCAGCUUUGCUUUUCAAGUAGAUC